This is a messenger RNA of Pogoniulus pusillus (Red-fronted tinkerbird), 8339 nucleotides long. Its product is annotated as fer-1-like protein 4. Bases 1 to 6060 code for a protein of 2019 amino acids. NCBI's taxonomy places the organism in Eukaryota, Metazoa, Chordata, Aves, Piciformes, Lybiidae. The record is from RefSeq and is a predicted model, not a curated record. Gene Ontology annotation, biological process: plasma membrane organization. The transcript is spliced from 45 exons. Gene Ontology annotation, cellular component: membrane.
AUGGCGCUCAGCGUCGGCGUGCGGCGGCUGUCCGGGCUGCCGGGCUGUGGUGAGCGGCAGGUGCAGCUCAGCUUCCGAGGCUUCACCCAGAAGACGAAGAAAGUUCGCUGCGGCCCGGAGGCUGUGUUCGGGGAGCUCUUUCGCUGGCCUCACUAUGGGAAGCCUGCCGUGGGGGAAAUGCUGUCCAUUAAGGUUUACAACUGCAGCAAAGUUUUCAGUAACAGGCUUCUUGGUACCCUUGUUCUCAGCCUUCAGCAUCUGAUGACGUCUGGGAGGCUGAUCCUUCGAGAGGCUCUCGUUGACAAGAACCACAGAGUCACUGGUAUCUACAUUGAGUUGGAUUUGCGCUACCAACCUCCUGAUGGCUCAGCUGGGACCUGGGUUGAAGAGGACUUUGUCUAUCAGAUGAGGGACAGCUCAGAAUUGGUCAUCUGCAACCCAGGCUUUGAGGAGCCGGAGGCAACUGAGGGGCCAAGAGUGAGCGAACUGGACAGGAGGGCUGCUGCACUGGGCAGAAAGCUGGCAAAAGGUCUAGAGACUGAUGAAGAAGAGGAAGAAGGGGAAGAAGAUUUCUACGAUGUGUCUGAGAUGGAGGUUUCAGGCAUUAUCUUCAGCCCUGUGAAGAGCCGCUCCAGACACUGCUCCACAGGGGACCUCUUUGCCACCCCAACCCCGCAGAACUUCCAGGUUGGAAUUAACAUCAUUGAAGCACAGAAGCUGGUGGGGGUGAACAUUAACCCCUUUGUGGUGGUCAAAGUUGGAGAAGAGAAGAGGCAUACAGCAACACACAAGUCAACCAACUGCCCCUUCUACAAUGAAUACUUUCUGUUUGAAUUCCAUGAGCCAAGAGACAUUUUAUUCCACAGACUCAUAGAGAUCUUGGUUUUUCACUCAAAGAAGAUCCCAUUCCUGGGAACGUGCAUAGGAAGGUUCAAGAUGGAUGUUGGGACAGUAUACAGCCAGCCAGAUCACAGGUUUUUCCAGAAGUGGGCUGUUAUCAGUGACCCCACAGACACCAGGGCAGGUGUGAAGGGCUUUGUGAAGUGCAACAUCUCCGUCACCGCACGUGGGGAUGCUGUGGGCUCCCUUCCCACCUCCUCCAGCAGCAGGGAUGAGGACAUUGAAAGGAACUUGCUGCUGCCUAAGAGAGUCCCUGCAGAGAGACCCUGGGCCAGGGUCUGCAUCAAGUUGUAUCGUGCUGAAGGCCUGCCCAGCAUGAGCGCGGGCAUCAUGGGUGGUUUCUCCAAGAUCAUAGGGGAGAAAAAAGUCUUUAUUGACCCAUACGUGCAGAUCUCAUUCUGUGGGCAGCAGGGGGAAACGUCAGUGGAGAUCAGCACCACUGAACCUGAGUGGAACGAGCAGAUCAGUUUCAUUGAGAUGUUUCCACCUCUGGCCAGAAGGAUAAAAGUGCAGGUGCUGGAUGAUGCCAACAUUGGUGAUGUGGCCAUCGCUACACACUCCAUCGACCUGCAGCAGAUCUCAGACGCUGGCAGGAAUGGCUUUAACCCCGUGUUUGGUCCGGCUUGGGUGAACCUUUAUGGCUCCCCUCAGAACUCAGCUCUGCAGGAUGUCCACAAGGCCCUCAAUGAGGGCAUGGGUGAGGGCAUCUUCUAUCGUGGGCGCAUCCUCAUGGCCAUCACAGUGGAGAUCUUCAGCAGCCCCAGCAUAGCUGAGAGGAAGCUUGGGGAUAAGACAAAACGUGCCCUAAGCAAACUGAAGCUGAAGAAGAAAAGUAAGAAAUCCAAGGAGAAAGCCAAGUCACUGAGACAGCUUCAUGCAGAAGAGGAGACUGGGGGUUGUCAGGAGGCUGAGCAGCCUGAGGAGGUCACUGUGGAAGUCGAAGAGAUUCAUCCUCUCCCUGAGAAUGCACUGGGGAGGAAGGAGGAAUUUCUACUCUUUGCUGCCUUCUUUGAAGCUACUAUGAUGGACUCUUCUCUCAGUUCCAAGCCUCUCAGCUUUGAAGUCUCUAUAGGAAACUAUGGCAAAGCUGAAGAGAUUGUGACCAAAGUAGGGAGAACAGUGGAAAAGGGAGAAGUGAAAGAAGAAAAGCAGCCUUUGCUGGACUCUAGUUCAGAUGGUGAACUUGAUGUUGAAGUCCUGGUCUCAGCUUCAACAGCACUGAACAAGUCAGUGACAAAGAGCCAGAAACCAGAGCCCAUGGAGUAUGACAGGUCAUACAGCUACCUGCCCAUGACGCAUGAGAAGCCCUGUGUGUACGUGUGGAGCUACUGGGAGGAUCACACCUGGAGGCUCUGUAUUUCCAACUGGAUUGUCAAGCUGGCAGAGCGCCUGGAGCAGGGGCUGGAUGAUGUGGAGAAGCUCAUGAGAAGGCUAAAGGCUAAAGCAGAAGAGCGACUCAGAGAGGUGCUGGAGGAGUUUGUAGCUGGAUGCAGGCAAUAUUCACUCAGCAUGGAGAGAAAAUCCAUGGCACAUCCCAACAGCCUGGACAGAUGUCGGACAAAAUUCCUGAUGCGCAAUAUCAUCCUGUGUGCAAAGCAGGGGCUCCGUGUGAGGCGGCAACUGACUCGAGCCAAUGUCAAGGAGAAGGUUAAGGAGAUAAAGAGGGUCCUAGCAAAACUACGCUUCAUGGCUAAAGAGCCCCAGUGCACUCUUCCUGAUGUGCUUAUCUGGAUGCUCAGCAACAACAGGCGUGUGGCGUAUGCAAGAGUUCCCGCACAGAACAUCCUUUACUCAGUAGUUGAAGAGGAGAAGGGCAAGGACUGUGCAAAGAUCCAGACGGUUUUAAUGAAGGUCCCUGGCUUACACACUGGUGAGAUCUUUGCCAAACUGGAACUCUACAUGUGGCUUGGGAUAACCAAAUACACAAAGAACUGUUUGGCAGAGAUGCCUAAGGAGUUCAAAUACCUCUCUGAGAGUGGACAGGAAAUAGUGCAGCUUUCAGCCUACAGUCCUCCCAGCCGGCUCAGCAGGGAUGAUUUCAGCUAUUUCCAGCUCCGAGCCCAUCUAUAUCAGGCCCGAGGGAUUCUCCCUGCAGAUGACAAUGGCCUUUCAGAUCCAUUUGCAAGAGUGGUGUUUUCAACUUACAGCCAAACAACCAGGAUGCUGGAGGAGACACUGAGCCCCAUGUGGAACGAGCUGCUUCUGUUUGACCAGCUGAUUAUUGACGGGAAAAAAGAAGAGCUGAAAACAGAGACCCCCAUCAUUAUAAUCAACCUUUUCAGCCACAGUAAAUUUGGCUCCCCUGAGUUCCUGGGCCAGGCCUUUGCUGUCCCACAGGUGAAGCUGGCUGAUGAGCCAUACACCAAACCUACUCUGCAGUUCUUUGAUAUCUACAAAGGCAUCAAGGCAGCAGGAGAGCUCAUUGCUGCUUUUGAGCUGAUUGAACUGGAUUACAGCGGCUGUUUGGAGCCAUCGGUGCCUGAGGAUGUGGAGCCCAAGGAGCCCAAUUACCUGGGAGCCCCCAAUGCUGGACGAUUCAUCAUCCCUGAGGGCAUCCGCCCGCUGCUGAAGGAGUUCCGCAUAGAGAUCCUGUUCUGGGGCCUGCGGCACCUGAAGAGGGUGAACUUGUUUGAGGUGGAUCAUCCCCAGGUGAUCAUUGAAUGUGCUGGCAAGAAGGUAGAGUCGGAAGUGAUUGUGAUGUACAAAGAGAACCCCAACUUCACAGAAUUGGUCAAGUACAUGGAUGUGGAGCUCCCAGAGCAGGUCUACCUGCACCCUCCCCUCAGCAUCUUUGUGGUGGAAAAGCGGGCAUUUGGGCGCACUGUCCUGGUGGGUACACAUGUUGUGUCCAAUGUGAUGAAAUUCUCUCCUAGAGAGCUGGAGGAGGAACCAGAAGAUGUACCCAAAGCUCAGAAAGUCUCAUCCCAACACCUUCCCUCUCAGACUGUGGUAAAUGUUGGCUUGGUAGCUGCUGAUCCGUGUCCCAGCACUCACCCCCUGAGCCUUGUGAAGGCUCCUUUGAAGAAAAUUCCUAUUGAUAGACUUGUGAAGAAGGAGGAUGAAUACGAAGAGGAAAAACCAGAUCUGGAAGAACUGGAUUGGUGGUCCAAAUAUUACGAGUCUCUGAAGGAGCUCUACAAUCAGACACACAGUGAUGAUGAAGAUGCUGAGAAUGAUGACCUGAAUGAUGCAGAUGGAGGGAAUUUAAAUGCAUCCUCCAUUGAUUUGGAAGCAGAAGAUGAGGCAGUAAUUGAAGCUGAACCCAUCCAGCCCAAAAGGAAGAUCAUCACCACCCUUCAGAUCUACAACUCUGAGCUGGAAAAUGAGUUUGGUAAUUUUGAGGACUGGCUGUGUGUUUUCCCCCUUCAUCGUGGCAAAGCAAAUGAGGAUGAAGAUGGAAAUGAGGAUGAACAUUUUGUGGGGAAGUACAAGGGGUCCUUCUAUGUCUACCCCACUGAGGAAGCUGGCCUGGAGCCUAAGGUCUCCCAGGGCACUCCAAGGAACAGACCCAUCAAGGUCCUCGUAAGAGUUUACGUUGUUAAGGCUAUGAACCUGUCUCCAGCAGAUCCCAAUGGCAAGGCAGACCCCUACGUGGUGGUGACUGUGGGGAAGGAGCAGAAGGACACAAAGGAACGAUACAUCCCAAAGCAGCUCAAUCCUGUGUUUGGAGAAGUUGUGGAGCUGACAGCCUCCUUUCCCAUGGAGUCAGAACUCACUGUGGCAAUAUUUGACCAUGAUUUGGUUGGAUCUGAUGAUCUGAUUGGGGAGACCAAGAUUGACUUGGAGAAUCGAUUCUACAGCAAGCACAGGGCCAACUGUGGAGUGUCUUCUCAGUACGAUAUAAAUGGCUACAACAUGUGGCGAGACGCUUUCAAGCCCACACAGAUCUUGGAUAGUUUAUGCAAGAAAAACUCCCUCCCUGCGGCAGAAUACAGACGGGAGGAGGUCAAAGUGGACAAUAAAAUAUUCAAGAUCCCACCAGAGGCUUUUCCUGAAGAGGCCUCUGUGAGGAACAGGAGAAGAGUGGCACAUGAGAACUGGUCAGUGGAUGACGAACAUAAAGCUUUGUACGUCCUGCAGCACUGGGAAGAGAUGCCAGGCUAUGGAUACAAACUGGUACCAGAGCAUGUGGAGACCCGGUCCCUGUACAACCCAGAGAACCCUGGUCUUGUGCAGGGUUCCUUACACAUGUGGAUUGACAUGUUCCCAACUGAUGUCCCUGCACCGCCGCCUGUCAAUAUCAAGCCACGACUGCCUGUCAGCUAUGAACUGCGUGUGAUUAUCUGGAACACGGAUGACGUAAUCCUUGAUGAUGUCAACCCAAUAACAGGAGAGCCUUCCAGUGACAUCUAUGUGAAAAGUUGGAUAAAGGGUCUUGACCAUGACAAGCAGGAGACUGAUGUUCACUUUAACUCCUUGACUGGGGAGGGAAAUUUCAACUGGAGGUUCAUCUUCCGCUUCAACUAUCUCCCAACUGAGAAAGAGAUCAUCUACAAGAAGAAGGACUCUGUCUUCUCUGUGGAGGAAUCAGAGUUUCGGGAACCAGCUGUUCUGGUCCUCCAGGUCUGGGAUUAUGACAGCAUUUCAGCCAAUGACUUUCUAGGCUCCAUCGAGCUGAAACUGCAUGACAUGGUGCGGGCAGCCAAGAGUGCAGAGCUUUGCACCAUCAGGAUGGCCAAGGAGAAUGCUACACCUCGCUUCUCCAUCUUCCGAAACAAGCGAAUGAGGGGCUGGUGGCCAUUCAUCAAACUCAGAGAUCAAGAAGAUCAGGAGAGAGAAGAGAGGGAGGACAAGCAGAAAAAGAAGAGGAAAAGCAGCUCAGUUAAACCAGAGGACUUAGAGUUCACAGACCCUAGUGGGAACAAAUACCUCCUGACGGGUAAGGUGGAAGCAGAGUUCCAGCUGUUGACUGUGGAGGAGGCUGAGAAAAGUCCUGUUGGUUUGGGCCGAAAAGAGCCCGAACCCCUGGAAAAGCCAAACCGGCCAAAAACUUCUUUCAACUGGUUUGUGAACCCUGUGAAGACUUUUGUAUUCUUUAUCUGGAAGCGGUAUAAGAAAUACAUUAUUGUGCUGUUUAUUGUUGCUCUUCUGACCAUCUUCCUGGUUCUUUUGAUCUAUACCAUGCCUGGAUAUAUCAGUGAGAAGAUCAUCAAUGGAUAAAUGCUCUUCUGCACAGGACAGGGGUGAUCAUUGCAGGAAUCAAGACUGGACCAAAAUUUUAUAGAAAUCCUCCAAGAGCAGAGGCAAUCUUCUGAGACCUGCAGAAGGGGCCUGUCUUUGGGGAGUCACAUGUCAUGCCAAGUACCCAUUGGAUGCUAAUAAAACAAAUACUCAAUCUAUAAAAUAAGGAAAACUCCUUGAAGGACAGUUACAGCUUUAAGAAAACAAUUGUUCUUUGUGGUACUAGUGUGGAAAGGUGGGAAAAACAGUCAUCUGGGACUAUCCCCACAGGUAUGGCAGCUGAAUUUAGCUCUUGCCAUUGAGAGUUAUUCUUGCAGAGAUGGGGACAUAAGGAGCCAUCCAUACUCUGGCUUCACAACACUUGCCAUUUCCUAGUCCUUUGUCUGAAAUGUUCAAAGCACAUUGUAUGGGGGAAAGGCAGAUCUGAUGUAGGGCUCUGGUAGAGCUAGGGUCUGGAAGACUUUUGUGCUCCCCAGACAGAAGGAUGACAGAGCCAAGGUAGCCAUCUGCUUCCUGCUGUGCUGAGAGCAAAGGUCCAUGUCUUGAGGCUGGAGCCAGCUCUGAGUGUGAUAGGACUUCACAGGACAUGGACUUUCUUGCUGUCACUCUUUGAAAGAUGUAUAAAAGCUUUUUCCUGCAUGUGCUGGAUUGGAUUCAGGCUUGCUUCAAACUUAAUUUUGGCUCUUAAUUUCCAAAGGAAUGAAAGCCUGCUCUUUCCAAUCCUGCUUGUGUUUUGUGGGUGUUUUCCAAAACUAGGGGCCAGCAGGCUGUCCUUGCUGAUGGCCCUUUGCCUUCCUUCCUGGAUAGCAGAGCUGGCACAUAGGCAUGGGGAUGAUGUUGCUGGAUUGGUGUAAAUGAUACGAGACUUAGCCUUUGUGUCACGGAGGGGAUUCUGCCACCUACGCCAAUUGUGGCGGAGGGGAGAAAUUAAUUGGUGCAAGAUGACUAUAAAAAGAUAUCAUUUAUUAAUUUUAAUAUUCUGAACUCUCACCACCCCCAAACAAUUUUUAAUAUUAAUAUUUGUUCUUACAUGGUUAUGGAAGACAUUCUAGGAAUAACACCAAACAGAACUACUAUUAUCUAGCAAACAUUCAAACUAUAAACAGAGAGAGGAAUUUCCCUGCGGCCAAAUGUCACUUGGGGUCAAUAUGCUGCUUGCCCAGUAGAUGGACCCAAGCUCUUUCUGCUCUAUGGCAGAAGGCAAUAGAGGAUUAUGGAGACAUUAAAGCAUUUACUCACAAAUUUUACUAAUUAUCAUUCACCCUCCAGAGCUAUGUCACAGCCUACAAAAUUGUCCAAUCCCCAGAGGACUCUGCCUGCAGAUGUCGAGGCUGGAAUUCUCCCAGCUUCAGGGGAAAGAAUGCAGACCUGCAGACAUCUCUGACCUUGUUCUCCUGGCUUCUUCUGGACACUCUGUCUAGGGAUUCUUAGGCAGGACCUUCAGGUGCAGAGGCAAGAUGUUGUGCAGUCUAAGCACGAUAUCAUACUGGCCACACAGGCCAAUCAUGUGCAGAUAAUCCAGGGUCUGCUUCUGGUAACUUUGCAGCAGUGGAGUUUACCAGGCAAUGAUAAGGCAGUGGGUGUGCAAUAGGGUGCACAGCUGCAUGGGAGACUGAGCUCCAUAGAUAAAGGCAGACAAUACAGGAUCUAGUCCUGGUAACUCACCGCAGUGGUGUGCAGGUGUGCACAGCUGGCUGGGAGCCCAUGGAAGAUUUGGGUGAGCACUACGGGUGAGCAGGCAAGCAGGCAUAAGCAAGAGCAAGUUGUUUACCUGUGUACCUCUAUUUAUCAAAUGUGGGCCAAGAUUAAUGGGCCCUUUGUGAAAAAUAGUACCCGUGUCAAUAUGAGACAAAGCAGAGCAGGGGUGUGAUGGAGCUAACUAGGUGGGGGAUAUUGAAACCUACGUUUAGGAACGAGCGAUAACAGAAAGCGCCACGAGCAUGGUAGAUAAACUGUAAAGCACACGACUGUGCAGACUCAAAUAGCUGAGUCACGGUGAGACCACCUGAGGAAGACUCGUUGCUUCAGCCUCACAACCACCAGAAGGAUUAACAUGCAUGUGCAACAGUUCCAGAAAAAACUGCAACCGCUUCAGGAAGUGUUUAAAUAUGUAUUAAACUGCUUUAUGAAUAUGUAUGUAAGCGGGAAAUAAAAAUCCUGCAACUGCUUGUGUACAUUGCGCAGCUGUGAAGCUAUAGCUCCCCUGUGCCCAAUGCUGUUUCUUGCUUGCCAAAAUAAAAUUCCUUCAACUUACAGAA